ACAAACGGCUUGCAUGCAUGACCCUUUUAAGACGUGUUGCCCCUUUAAGAUGUGUUGCCCUUUUAAGUCUUAUCGCCAUUUUACCAUUGCGCAGCAAAGUUGAAGAGAAGAGACAUUAGCCGAUCCAAUACAAGCAUAAUAUGUGUGCGUGCAUCCUAAAAACCACACCUGUUAUAUGCUAAAUGGGAAAGUAAAGUCCUCAAAGAAAGAACUGUUGUUGACUGAGUUCCUGGGCUCUGACCGGCCUACCAGUGCAAGUGAUCCCUUCCACAGUCUUUUGAUAACUCGCAUUCCAAAUCCUACAAAAUGGUCCUUCGAGCCGGAUGAUCACUUCUCUAGAUUAAGAUGUCAGCCAGUUCUGAAACAGUAAACCCCUCGGUUCGCACAAAGCGCCAUCCAGCCUAUUUACAAGAUUAUGAGGUGGACUUGCAGAGCUUCCAUAAAACAGUGUUACCAGUUAGUACGAGGGAACAACCAGUGGAGUCAUCUGAUGACGAUUACUCUUCGCCACAGGUUGGAGCAUCUGCUGCAAAGCCUAAGAGAGCACAUGGUUUACCCACCAUUUCUUCCCCGUCGAGGCUGACGGUCAGGGAUAAGCAUUGUGACCAUCCACGUCUUCUGCAGCAGCACAUUUCCAGUCCUGCCUACCAGUCAUCACCACAAUAUCCAAACCGACAGCUACAGUCUGAAUACGGUGCAGAGUUCAUUCCCCUUGGUGAUGAAGGUGAUAGAUACCAGAGUGACAGAUCAGAUGCUAGUUCCCUAAAGUUACAAAGGAUCUCAGAGGAGAAUUUAAAGCUUCGUGAAACACAGGAGGCCAUCCAAGCUGAUCUUAAACGAAUUGAGACCGCCAAAGAUGAGCUGAUCCAGCUUUUAGACAGAGCCUGUAGUCUCCAAAAGCCUUUAUCUAUGUCCAACACGCGUUCUGAUUAUCCAUCAGUUAAAUUCCACGAUGAAGCAUAUGCAGAUGAUGAAGACUGGCCAGAGCCUCCUCCACCCAUUUCAUACGAUGAGCCAGAAAAUAUCAAUCAGUGCGGCAGGCAAAGGAUUAAGAGCACUACGAGAGCCACACCAACAAUCACUCCUAGACUCACUUCUGUUGAAAAGACUAGGGAUUUCGGCUAUCCAAGUUCAUAUGGUAACCAGUUUAGGUAUGGCCAGUAUCCUGCCCGACAGAUAGGUCCUCCAAAUGCACAUGAACAACCAGGAAGUCUUUAUCCUGAACAACACAGGACAGUUUCCUAUAAUGUGUCACCUCCCAUGGCAUCUGUGGAUCUGACAGAGAAAUAUUACAAAGGUCCCUCGCCCACCAUUCCUUACUUCCGCACCAAAGACCCAAGUGAGUUUGCUCGAUUAAAAAUAGCCUUGGAAAAUCUUCUGCCACCUCAUAGUACUGAGAUGUUCAAAUAUCAAGUACUGGUUGACCACUUGAAAUUAGAAGAUGCUUGUCUAAUAGCAGACUCCUUCUUGCACUCCCCUACACCUUAUCGAGACACCAUGUUGGCCCUGAAUGAGCGGUUCGGUCAGCCUCACCAAGUAGCAUUAAGACGGAUUGCCACUAUUCUUGAUUCACCUGAUAUAAGCCGCAAUGACCCUUCAGCCUUUGAGAAGUUCUCUCUUCAAGUGCAGUCUCUAGUUGGGCUGCUUAAGACUUUAGGCCAGACAGGGAGCGUUGAGUUGUAUUGUGGGUCGCAUGUUGCACGCCUUCUCAAUAAGUUGCCACCUGAAAGACGGGCUGAUUUCCGCCGCCACAUGUUACAUCGGCCUGGGGUGACAUACUCCUUGGUAGAUCUGGCAGAAUGGCUGAAAUAUGAGUCUUGGUGCCAAAGCUAUGAUGAUCAAACUGCCAAGGGAGAAAGCAGAGCCAAACGAGAGUUCCGAGUAGCUCCACGAGCACGCCAAACCACUGCCACAGUACUGACUGGGUCUGGAAAUAGUGUUGAUGUGAGAGCCACUGCAAAUUCUCCUGCCAAGGUUGAUGAGAAAGCUAAAGGUAGGCCCAUGGUAUAUUGCUCUUACUGUCAGAACUCUGAACAUGCUUUCAGUCAGUGCCCUCAAAUUCCGACCCUCACCAAAGAUCAACUCUCAGAGUGGAUACGAUCCAAUAGGAGAUGCUGGCGUUGUGGUCUUGCCCAUCAGGCUGCCCAUUGUGGUCUAAAGAAACCAUGUCCACUUUGUCAAAGGAAGCAUCUACGAAUCCUCCAUGAAGUAAAUGAGAGGCCUGUCACAGUGUCAUCCAAAACCGAGGCUUGCCUAGUUAGUUCAGUGACACAGACACUUUACCUGAACAAACCAGUCAGCAGUAAUAAAGUUUUGCUCAAGAUUGUCAGAGUACUCCUACAUCAUGGCAGUUGCACAUUAGACACAUUUGCAAUCCUUGAUGACGGUUCUGAGCGUACCAUGCUUCAGCCAGAUGCAGUACGAAAACUUGGCUUGAGAGGUACUGAAGAAAGCUUAGCUCUGAGAACAAUCCGUCAUGAUGUGCAAACCCUUGAAGGGGCUUCAGUCUCAUUCCACAUUUCUCCAUACUACAAUCCAAAGAAGCGAUAUCUGAUAUCCAGAGCCUUUACUGCACCACAGCUUGAUCUCAUUGACCACUCCUACCCAAUAGCUAAGCUGCAAAGGCAGUACAAACACUUGGCUGGACUACCAUUGCAGAGCUUUGAAAAGGCCAAACCUCUCAGCCUUGUCGGCGCAGAUCAAACUCACAUGAUCACACCAAUUGAGCCGGUAAGACUUGGUCCACCUGGUGGCCCAGCUGCAAUAAGAACCAGACUAGGCUGGACACUGCAGGGCCCUACCAGUCUGUUAGAGCAGCGACUCAAGCCAAAGGAGUGUCUCCACAUAUCCCUUCCUCUUAGCACCACAGAAUUGUGCAAGAAUGUUAAUAGGCUGUGGCAAGUGGAUGUUUUGCCCUUUCGGAAUGAAACGGAGUGCACAAGGUCAAAGCAGGACCAAAGGGCCAUCGAACUGCUGGAAGCCAAAACAAUUCGCAUAAAGGUGGAUGGAAUACGCCGGUAUGCAACACCCUUGUUACGUAAAGGUGACAUGCCCCAUCUUCACGCCACUAUGGAAGCAGUCAUGCCACGCCUACGAAGUACUGAGAGGAAACUUGCCAGAGACCCGCAACAAGCUGAUGCCUAUUCCUCCGAAAUCCAGAAAUUGGUUCAGUCAGGAGCAAUCAGAAUGCUCAGUCCAGAAGAAAGAGAAGGUGGUGGUGAGUGCUGGUUUAUUCCACAUCACAUGGUGCACCAUAAUGGCAAGAAUCGUGUGGUGUUUGAUUGCUCAUUUCAGUUUAAUGGUCUCAGCUUAAAUGAUUCACUCCUCGCUGGCCCCAUCUUGGGUUCAUCUCUCCUUGGGGUCUUACUCAGAUUCCGUGAGCAUACAGUUGCCAUCAGUGCGGAUAUCCGGGGCAUGUUCCACCAGGUCCGCCUUCUUCCUGAAGAUAGAUCACUUCUUCGGUUUAUCUGGCGUGACUCCAGGGAAAAGGGCACCCCUGAUGUCUUUGAAUGGCAGGUUCUGCCAUUUGGGGCAACGUGCAGCCCCUGCUGUGCAACCUUUGCCUUACAACAGCAUGUAAGAGACCAUAGCCAACCGGGUGAUGAUGUAAGGUUCUCCAUAGAACGAUGCUUUUAUGUUGACAAUUGCUUGCAGAGCUUGCCAUCACCAGAGGAGGCUAAGCAAUUGGUUGAUAAGCUGAGAGGUCUGUUAGCUGAAGGAGGCUUUGAAUUGAGGCAAUGGGCCAGCAAUAUUCCAGCUGUCAUUAACCAUCUUCCACCUGAAGCAAGAUCGGAUGGGUUUGAACUCUGGCUAGCCCAUGAAAAGACUGAUGUCCAAGAGUCCACAUUGGGCCUUAGCUGGAAUUGCCCAGCAGAUGUUCUGACUUACCGUCACCAGUCCAUCGAUCAUGGGGCUCCAACCAUGAGGAUUAUUUAUAAAGUUUUAGCCAGUCAGUAUGACCCCUUAGGAUAUAUCCUCCCGUAUACUACGAGGGCUAAGGUACUGGUCCAACAACUUUGGAACAAGCAGCACAGCUGGGAUGAUACUCAACUUCCCCAAGCCUUGGUUCAGAGCUGGAAUGAAUGGGAAAAUCAGCUGCAGUUUCUUCACAAAAUCAGUUUCCCAAGGUCAUAUGUACCAGCUUCAGUAGAUCAAACAAGAUCUAUUAUAGACCUUCACGUGUUCAGUGAUGCUUCAGAGAGCGCAUAUGGAGCAGUCGCCUACCUGCGCACUGAAGAUCAGCAGGGUAAGAUCCAUCUGUCAUUCGUAUUGGCACGUUCUAGAGUAGCACCUAAAAGAGUCCUGUCAAUACCCCGCUUGGAGCUCUGUGCUGCGGUAAUUGGUGCACAGCUAAAAACCCAGUUGCAGAAGGAAUUAACAUUGCCACUUCGCCACACAGUUCUCUGGACAGACUCUACUACAGUGCUGUCUUGGAUUCAGUCAGAGUCUUGCCAUUUCAAGGUUUUCGUCGGUACCAGAGUGGCUGAAAUCCAUGAGCUUACCAACACCACCGCUUGGCGAUACGUGGAUUCAGCUCAAAAUCCAGCGGAUGACCUUACAAGAGGAAAGACUCUAAAAGACCUUGCUAAGCCAAACAGAUGGAGCCAUGGGCCCCCAUUCCUGCUCCUUUCCUCAGAGAACUGGCCAGCAAACCCUACAGAGUGCCCCGAGAUUGACAAGUCUGAGUUCAAGAAAUCCGCAUUCUGUGGAGUUGUAGCUGUAAACGGACAAUUUGGCAGUGAGUACAAGACCUGGACAGAGCUGGUGAAGGCCAUUGCACAGGAGCUACAUGGGGCGGCUGGAGAGUCAGGAGAACCUACAGCAAACACUUACCAAACAGCAGAGACAGUCAUACUUCAGAAGGUGCAAAGUGAGAGUUUUCCUGAAGAAUUACAACGGUUGAGAUCAGGCAAACCUCUUCAACACAAUAGCCGCUUACUUACCUUAACUCCAGAAUAUGACACAUCGACCAAUCUAAUCUGGGUUGGUGGUAGGUUACGACAUGCAGAAACCUUGGAUCCUGCCCUGAAACAUCCAAUCGUACUAGAUUCCAGACAUCCAGCCGUGAAAUUACUUCUUCAAGAUUUUGAUGAAAGACUCUGCCAUCCAGGCCCUGAUCGGGUGUUUGCAGAAAUAAGGAGAAAAUACUGGGUGUUAAGAGGAAGAGCAGCCAUCCGCAUCUUACAGCAUGCCUGUACAGAAUGUCAAAGACUCAGAGCCAAACCUACCUUUCCCAAAAUGGCAGACCUUCCUGUGGCACGCUUACGCCUCUACAAACCAACCUUCCAUUCCACCGGUAUGGAUUGCUUCGGCCCUUUCCUUGUAAAGAUUGGUCGACGAGUAGAAAAGAGGUGGGGAAUCCUCUACAAGUGUCUUACCACACGAGCCGUACACGUGGACCUGCUUAACAGCUUGGACACAGAUUCAUUUCUGAUGUCGCUACGUAGGUUUAUUGCUCGAAGAGGUUCCCCAGUAGAAUUACUGUCAGACCAAGGAACAAAUUUCCGAGGUGGUGAACGGGAACUGUGCGAGGCAUUCCAGGCCAUGUCACCUGAUCUCCAGCGAAAACUCGCACCACAAAAGAUAGCAUUCCAUUUCAAUCCCCCUGCAGCACCACACUUUGGGGGAGUGUGGGAAAGGGAGAUAAGAUCCAUUAAAAUGGCACUAUCUACAACUAUUGGGGACCAAACAGUACCAGAGGAAGUACUCAGGACUGUUCUGAUCGAAGUAGAGAACAUCCUUAACUCCAAACCCCUCGGGUAUGUGUCUUGUAAUGUGGCUGAUCCUGAUCCAGUAACACCCAACCUUCUUCUCACAGGGCAGCUAGACAACUCCCUACCUACAGUCAUAUACCCUAAAGAAGAGGGAUUGAGUCGUCGCCGUUGGAGACACUCUCAAGUGUUAGCUGACCACUUCUGGUCCUCUUUUAUCCGCCAUUACCUUCCGAACUUGCAAGUCAGACAGAAAUGGCAACAUACAUUCCCUAAUAUGACCACAGGCACAAUAGUCAUGAUAAUGGAUCCUCAUCAGCCCAGAGCCCAUUGGCCAAUUGGAAAGGUAGUCCAGGUGCACCCCAGUCAAGAUUCGCAAGUGAGAUCAGUGGAUGUCCAAGUUCAAGGGAAGGUUUAUACUAGACCUGUAGCUCGACUUGUGGCUCUACCCCCCAUUCCUGAAGAUGAUACAGAGGAGACCAAUACCCCAACGCAGCAGCAGUGACACACAUGCAACCUUCUCAAGUGUCAAAUUGAACACAAUUUGGGGGCGGCUGUACAAACGGCUUGCAUGCAUGACCCUUUUAAGACGUGUUGCCCCUUUAAGAUGUGUUGCCCUUUUAAGUCUUAUCGCCAUUUUACCAUUGCGCAGCAAAGUUGAAGAGAAGAGACAUUAGCCGAUCCAAUACAAGCAUAAUAUGUGUGCGUGCAUCCUAAAAACCACACCUGUUAUAUGCUAAAUGGGAAAGUAAAGUCCUCAAAGAAAGAA
This is a messenger RNA of Carassius gibelio (silver crucian carp), 6480 nucleotides long. RefSeq lists its product as uncharacterized. The transcript has 3 exons. The coding region runs from base 346 to 6216 and encodes 1956 amino acids. The record is from RefSeq and is a predicted model, not a curated record. Gene Ontology annotation, molecular function: nucleic acid binding. Lineage: Eukaryota; Metazoa; Chordata; Actinopteri; Cypriniformes; Cyprinidae. Gene Ontology annotation, biological process: DNA integration.